Aspergillus steynii IBT 23096 is the source of this 322-nucleotide messenger RNA. Its product is annotated as 60S ribosomal protein eL43. Gene Ontology annotation, biological process: translation. NCBI's taxonomy places the organism in Eukaryota, Fungi, Ascomycota, Eurotiomycetes, Eurotiales, Aspergillaceae. The record is from RefSeq and is a predicted model, not a curated record. Gene Ontology annotation, cellular component: ribosome. Gene Ontology annotation, molecular function: structural constituent of ribosome. The transcript has 4 exons. The coding region runs from base 44 to 322 and encodes 92 amino acids.
CCGCACUGUUACCAUCUUCGACUUCAACAGCCUAACAGCCAAGAUGACGAAGCGCACCAAGAAGGUCGGCAUCACCGGUAAAUAUGGUACUAGAUACGGUGCCUCCCUGCGUAAGCAGGUGAAGAAGAUGGAAGUGUCGCAGCACGCCCGCUACAUCUGUACCUUCUGCGGCAAGAACACCGUUAAGCGCAAGGCUGUUGGUAUCUGGGAGUGCAAGGGCUGCAACAAGUGUGUUGCCGGUGGUGCCUACACCGUCUCCACCCCCGCCGCCGCUGCCACUCGCUCCACCAUCCGUCGUCUCAGAGAAAUCGCGGAGGUUUAA